Messenger RNA from Bubalus bubalis (water buffalo), 6163 nucleotides. It is a transcript of the gene C9H5orf24, whose product is annotated as chromosome 9 C5orf24 homolog. The record is from RefSeq and is a predicted model, not a curated record. Lineage: Eukaryota; Metazoa; Chordata; Mammalia; Artiodactyla; Bovidae. The coding region runs from base 1649 to 2215 and encodes 188 amino acids. The transcript is spliced from 2 exons.
UAAAAUCCAUGUAUAUGUUUUAGUUGUUUUCUAUGUUGGUAUUUUUCUUUUAUAUGUGAACAAUACUAGUAUGAUCAGUCCUGUUUUCUAGUAUUUUAUAGGAUUAAUUAGAUUGAGAGUUCGAAUCUCGUUACGGAGCCCUGCUUGCCAGAAGAUGAUUGAGCUUGCCUGUUCUGUGUACUCUGUUUGGUUUACCUCCUGGUUUGUAUUGUUGCUGCUGUUGUCUUGUUUAGUCGCUAAGUCAUGUCCUGCUCUUGUGAUUCGAUGGACUGUAGCCUGCCAUGUUCCUCCUUGUGUGUUCACCCAGAAAAGUUGUUACUCAUCCUUUAUUUCCUACUGGCAGCACCACUGGGCCAAAUGCUGACUCAUGGUACAAGUCAUUGAUAAGAAUUAUAUCCUUAAAACAGUGUUCAUUGCAUGGGCAAAAGGGUCAAGUACCUGCCUCUGGCUUUUGCCACACUGUCAGAAAAAUUGCCUUCCUGGGAAUCCUCUGGUGGUCCAGUGAUUAGGACUCCACGCUUUCACUGCUGAGUCUGAGUUCGAUCCCUGGUUGGGGAAUUAGGAACCUGGAAGCAGCCUGGCAUGGCUGGGAAAAAUAUUUUAAAACAUAAAACAACCAUGCUUUUAAAAAUAUGUAUCUUCCGCACAGCAGCCUUCCUAAUUCUAAAUCCUCCCCUUUCUGACAUCUUUGAAUUAACCGACGGAAGAACUGGGGAAACUAAUACCGUUUGCUAAAUAGGCUUGUAUGGGGUGACCCAUAAGUCAGAAAUCUUGCAGUAGCUACAUAAAUGGAGAUCUUGUAAGCGAACUAGCUGUCUUAUUCCUUCCUGUGAUGGUGGAAUGAAGAAUAUGGUAAUUCAGAGGAGAUCAUGGACAUAAAAACACUAUUAACCUUUAAAGUUAGCCUCACAAAAUGAGACUUCAUUAUUACAUGAUCCUAGGACUGAGAGCUCAAACACCUCAUUAUUUGAAUAUUCCCCAUUUUAUUAAUAUUUCCAAGUGGAGACAUCACCCUGCCCAUCCAUAAGUAACUUUUAGGCUUGUCCUGUCAAUGUACUUUGGGCAGCCCCUAGAACAAUAAGGCAAUCUUUUUGCCAAAGGAUGCUAGCUCCACCAUUUAUUAGUCCUCUAAUUUGAAAAAUGGGGUCAGUAAUAGAUCCAGUAUCACUGAAGUGCCAUGAAAUCCACGAAGUUUUUAGCCUUUUGAGAGCGCGAUCUGCACCAGAGCCUAAGGAGCUCCGGCCUAAGCCCCGCCUCCUGCCGUCUUCUUGCCGCGCAAGCGCAGCCAGGCUCCCUGGGCUACUCUUCCCCAGGCUUGCGUGCUGGUCCUCGGCGGGAGAUUGGGUCUCGCGUCGUGCGUGUGCGUGCGCGGUACUGGCGGGCUCGCGCACGCCGCACCUCUCUCUACGGGGCUGUGGCGGCCUCUUCCUCCUGCGUCCGGGGCAGAUCUGUGAGCGGUGGCUGCGGUGGGAGCUGGAAACCAGCGUCCACUUCGCCGCCAGCGCCCUCCCUGCUUUUCCGUCCGUCUCGGGCUCUCAGCGCAGUAUAGAGGCGUCGGGCUGGGAAAGGAGCGGCGCCAGCGUGAGGUUUCCAGCCGAUGGGCAGCCCCUGGGCACGCUGAGGGGCCGGGCUAGUAGCGGCUGAGAAAAUGAUGCAUCCUGUCGCCAGCAGUAAUCCAGCUUUUUGUGGGCCUGGCAAACCUUCCUGCCUCAAUGAAGAUGCCAUGAGAGCUGCUGAUCAGUUUGACAUAUAUUCCUCCCAGCAAAAUAAAUACAGCCACACAGUCAGCCACAAACCAAUGGUUUGUCAGAGGCAAGACCCAUUAAAUGAAACACACUUGCAGACUGCAGGUGGCAGAAGCAUAGAGAUAAAAGAUGAACUAAAGAAAAAGAAAAAUCUCAACCGAUCUGGUAAGCGUGGCCGGCCUUCAGGAACCACCAAAUCAGCAGGAUACCGGACCAGCACAGGCAGACCCCUGGGAACCACCAAAGCGGCUGGAUUUAAAACAAGUCCAGGCAGACCUUUGGGUACAACUAAAGCUGCAGGAUACAAAGUCAGCCCAGGGAGACCUCCAGGUAGCAUUAAAGCUCUAUCCCGUCUUGCCGAUCUUGGCUAUGGCUGUGGGACUGCUGCUUUUCCUUACCCUAUGAUACAUGGUAGAGCUGUUCAUGGGGUGGAGGAAACCAGCAGCGAAAUCAAGCCACCCAAUGAGUGAAUGAGGCAGGAAAGGAGGGCCAGGUUUAGAAGGAAGAUUGUAGAUAAUCCCAAAGCUUCUUGGUUUUAUUUUGACAUACAUGAUAUGGCCUGGGCUUUCCAAAUUUGUUUUCCCAUUUGAUUUUUUUUUUUUUUUCCUGCUUUUGCUCAGAAACUGUCAUAUGCUGACGGAUGCACUCAAGGCAUAAGCAGUGGCUUUGUAUUUGUACAUAGGUUCAAGUGUAACACCUAUCUAAAUCAUUUUUGCUUUUGCUUUAGAGUUAUGGUUGUAUCUCAUUUCAUUACUAUUUUUUUGUCAUUCUAAAUGCUUUAUGUGCUACAUAAUUGAAACCAUUAUACCUAUUAGUUUGUGAAGUUAGCUUACAAUAUAAUAAAGGUAAUAUCUAAGGUAUUUUUAACUGAUGGAACAAAGCAAACUAAUGAUUCAGGAUUACUUGAGGUAGUGGCUGGAGGGUAUUUUUUGGUAACAUUUGUGUUCAUGAGACAGGACACAGAUAUAUGCUUUGGCAUUUACAUAGACUUCAUAUGUUAAAAAUCUUAUUUUUAAUGUUCUAGGUUUAAACAGUUUCUUAUUUAUUGAUCUACAUGGCAUUAAUUGAUUUAACCAUUAUUCCUUUAAAAGUUCUUUAGCAUUUGCCUUUCAGCCAUGUUUAGGUUGUGUAUUUUUUAAUUGCCUAAGAGCAUGUAUACCAAACACUACAAACAAUUCAUAUUUACAAAAAAAUUAAACUUUUUAAUAAAAACUGCACAUUACAUUUUUGGUGAAAUAUAAUGCAUUCUGAGAAUAGCAUAUUUAAUAUAAUAGAAAAAGAAAUAUACUUAAGGUCUGCAUGUUGCUAUAGUUAAUACAUUUUGCCUUUUAUAUACUUAGUUAUAAAGCAUUAUGCUUAAAACACUGUUUAAUAAUGUUCAUUUGUUAAAAAAUAUUUUUUAAUUGUUUCUGAUAAAUUGUCCCAUUGCAUUAGCACUUACUGUGGUUUCAGGUCUGUAUCUACCAAAGGACAAAGAUUGAAUGGUAGACUGUAAAACUGGUACAAACAAGAUGCAGUUUUCUGACUGUCAGAACCCAAAUAUUAAGAAAUAGGAAUCUGUCUAUGCAUGAAACAUGUAAGAAAUAUGUUGAUUAGUUUAAUUAAAAAUCUCAUCGUAGCUCUAAUGAGACCACUUCAUCCAAAAUAAAUUUUUUCCAACAGAUUUUGCUUUAGAAGCAAGAUAGGAAAGAAAAAAAACAUUGGGCAGACAUGUAUAGAAGGGACAGAGGGAUAUCUCUAGUCCCUCUUUUUGAAAGCAGUCUUUGUUAAUAUACAUUUUUAUUUAUUCUGAGUUUGAUCUAAAUAAAACAGAUUAUUAUAAACUUUGGAUUUGAAAAAAAAAAUUCCACUGAAUUUUAAAGUUACUGUGUAUGUAUUUGUGAGCUUAAAUGCCUUUGAAAUUAUAAUGUAGGUUUGCAGGACCCCCAGAUUUUUAAUCUUUGAAAAUUAAAAUUUUCAAAGGGCGCAUAUUAUGUUGCUUGGGUUUGCUCUCAGUUAAUGCAAACUCUGGUUGCAAAUGGAUGUCAUGUUUCAUAACUUUUUUAUCAGGAAAAAAGCAGCAAGCCUUCAGGUGUUCCAGUGAUGCCUGACACAAAGAGCUGGACUUUAUGCUGCUCUUUACAGUAAGAGGUGUUGCAUUUUAUGUGGGGACUGUGUGCGCACUGGCUUCUAAGACAGUGACCUCAACAAUUUUAGCUUUGCACAAACCAUAGAGAGCAAUGUUGGAUGACUACAUAAUUAGUUGUAACAUUCUGGCAGCUAAAUUGCUAUAACAGUUUCUUCUUGCAGAAGCUUAAAAUACAAAACUUUUAAUAUAAAUCUACUUAGAACAGUAUAACUUCUGACACACACAGAUGCUUACAUCUCUAUUCAUGUGUUCAUCCAUCCACUUUUAUCAUGUAUUUGUCAUUCAGUUGUUUCUGAAGAUGAUGUUUAGCAGUUGGCUGCUUAGAAGUCCUCGUUUGAAUUCCUGAAAGCAGUUGUUUAAUUUCAUGUUCUCCCACAGAAUUAUAUAUAUCAUAGUCAAGGGUUUGGUUGUGAUUGUGUUUCAUAGUGUGCCCAUUUGAUGUUUCCCUUUCAGUUUUGUUUUCUUUCCUGAUUUUGUUAAACAUGCCCUUUCUCGCUGCAUUUUCCUACACUCGUUCCCCUCCCGUUUCUCCAUCCUCCAGCACAUCUACUCAGUGGUGCUGUGCUGUGUGUCAGAAGAUAAAGCAGAUGUAUUAUUGUAUGAUGAAUCUUAUAUACAAGUUAAUGAAAUGGUGAGAUCAACUAAAGGAAGUUAUGUCCAUAACAGUGUUUUAUUAAUAUCAGGAGCUGUGUUCCAGGAAAAAAAGUGAUUGGAUAACCCCAUUUAGAAAGCUGAAUUUUCUGUUUUAUGAGAAGUUACCUGGAGUAUUAGAUCUGUAUACUGAGGAGCAUCUUCUUAUUCUAUUUCCUUUUCUCCUUGUGAACAGUUUAUUGGUGCCAUGUUGAAGAGAAAGACAUCUAAGUGAUAACAUGAAUAAAGUCUUAACAUAGAAAAUAUUUUUACUUCUCUACAAAGACUAUGUUGUGCAUCUUUUGUAACACUGUCUCUUGUCAUGAUAAACACUGAAAUAGCAUGUUAAACAAUUCCUUAUACUUUAAUGUAAUCAUUUGGGGAAAACUGGCUUUUCCCCCUCACUGUAUACUUGUUCCUUGAAAGGUAAAUUGCUAAUUUUAUAUUGUGUAAUUCUGUUCUUCACAAAAUAGGCUUCACUAUUCUAUAUUUAAACUGUUGGUCAGAAAAUGAUCUGCUAUUCAAGUAAGUUUGCUUUACUUUUUUCUUUAAAAAAUAUUUUAACAUGCCUUAUUUAUUCUUAUAUCAACAUAUUAGGAGCUAAUACAGAUGAAAUUUUCAUUUUUUGACAGAUAUAACUUUGCAUAACUAAUCUUUAGUGUGGGAUGAUUUUGAUACUAUCUUUGGAGUUUUGCACUGGAUAUUAAAAAAAAUUAGCACAUUGUAUUGGAAAAAAAUAGGUAUCUGGUUAAUUUUAAAUAUUUGGAGAUGUUUUAAAAAUCAGUGUUUCAGUUAUACUAAAAACUUCUUUAUAUUUUUUAUUUACUUUUUAAAAGAAGCAUCUGUUAAGGUAGUAAAGGUAAUAUUAAUUCCAAACUGAUGUUUGUGUGAAUUUACAUGUAUUUUUUCAUGAAAUAAGUAACUUUUUUUUAAAUUAAGGAGCAAAAGGAAUCAUCUGGGUCCAUUUAUUAGGUUAAAGGUGACUCAUACAAUGUAGGAAAAGCCAAUAUAUGAGCUAAAUGAAAAAAAAAAAAACAACCAACUUUUAUAUUCUAAGAAGCUUUAAAAGAACAAUUCAGGGGAUGUUGACAAUAACUGCUACUCUCAGUCAUGGUCUAUAUAUGCAGUAAAAUUUUAUGAUCCCUAUAUAGUAAAACAUAAAAAUUCACAACAGUUGUUUGAAACAUUUUUCCCCUUUGACAUAAUAUGUUUUGAUGCUAUUAUGGUUUUCUCUUUAUUAUAUCUUAACUAUAUGCUGUUAAACUCUAGGAUGUAUCUAAAUCUUUCCUUUGCUUUUUCCCCUUACUCCCCCCAAGUAGAUAAAUCUGUUCUCUCACAUAUAAUGUAUUUAAUUUUGGAAAAUUUAAUGCUACAGUAAAUCAAGUAUGUGAUUUAUAGUAAUCAGACCACUUUGAUUCUUUUAGUUUCAGUUUCAUUUUUCCACAGAUAAUUAUGGAGAAAAUAAUUACCAAUUAACUGAUAUAAGCACGCUGUCCUCUGCUGUAAAAAGUCUGAAUAGAUACUGUGUAUGUUUUUAUGUCCAUGAACUUGAGCUACUCGUGUGCAAUUAUGUGUAUGGGAAUGGAGUAGUGUUCAUGAUUUGUAUCUACAUCAUCAUAUGGAUGUAUAUUUAUUAAUAAAGUCAUUACUUCGAAACCAA